Messenger RNA from Phalaenopsis equestris, 1090 nucleotides. Its product is annotated as probable pectinesterase 53. Gene Ontology annotation, biological process: cell wall modification. NCBI's taxonomy places the organism in Eukaryota, Viridiplantae, Streptophyta, Magnoliopsida, Asparagales, Orchidaceae. Bases 36 to 839 code for a protein of 267 amino acids. The record is from RefSeq and is a predicted model, not a curated record. Gene Ontology annotation, molecular function: pectinesterase activity. The transcript has 4 exons.
CCACUCCUCCUCCUUCCUACUUUCACAGAACCACCAUGUUUCUCUUCCUCCAAAACUCAAAGACCUCUGCUCCCCUCCUCCUCCUCCUCCCCCUCAUCCUCCUCCUCCUCUCCGCCCACUCCCACGGCCACACCAAAGGCCUCCGGCGGCCAAAAACCCCAGAAUCAAACUAUUCCGGCAUUGCAACGCAGCAAAGAUUGAUAGAACAGCAGUUCAUGAGAUGGGUAAACUUUGUCGGAACCCUCCGGCACAGCCUGUUCGGCCGAGUAAUGAACAAACUGUUUCCUUCCUACACUCUCACCGUCGACAAAAAUCCGGCGAAGGGAGACUUCACCACCAUUCAAGCCGCCAUCGAUUCGCUUCCCCUCAUCAAUCUGCUCAGAGUUGUCAUCAAAGUCAAUGCCGGAACUUACACGGAGAAGGUGAGCAUUCCGGCUAUGAAAGCGUUCGUAACGAUAGAGGGAGAGGGGGCGGAUAAGACGGUGGUGCAGUGGGGAGAUACAGCAGACACCACUGGGGCAAAAGGGCUGCCUUUGGGAACUUACAAUUCUGCAACUUUUGCUGUAAACUCUGCUUUUUUCAUAGCUAAGAACGUGACCUUCAAGAAUACCAGUCCGGUGCCAAAGCCGGGGGCGGUGGGGAAGCAGGGGGUGGCGAUGAGGAUAUCGGGGGAUACGGCGGCGUUUCUGGGAUGCAAGUUCUUGGGGGCGCAGGAUACUCUGUACGAUCAUAUUGGCCGGCAUUACUACAAGGAUUGCUAUAUUGAGGGCUCUGUUGAUUUUAUCUUUGGGAAUGCUCUCUCCCUCUAUGAGUGGGUGGCAGUCGAUGGUGAACGGUGAAAGCCAGAAGGUGGUGGUCAACAACGGUCGACGAUAGUCAAUAGUGGUCAACGGUGAUCACUAGCGAUCAGUAGUUGCCAUUCGCGGUCGACGACAACUGAAAAGUGGUAGGAGUGGUACUGGACUUCGGUUCUUUCUCAAGACUUUAAGUUAUUUCUCAAGCCUCAAGCUAUUCACCCCCUCAUGGGAUGAACAAGAAUCUAUUUAUAGUGUUAUAGUUGUAAUUAAUAUAGGAAUAUGAACUACUUUGA